UUUGGGCCUCACUGGAAGAACAACACCUCCUCCUCUGCAGUUGAGCAAGCAUUGUAGAUCUCAAAACAAGUGGAUGGGGGUUGACUCCAUAACCAAGCCUCCAUGUUACUCCACAGCGAAAUCACGCCUACGUGCAGCGAGCUAGCUUUCUAGCUAGUCCGUCGGGUAACCGACCUACUACAUAACCACUCUUACAUCACACCUGGUAGGGAAGCAGUGGCUCGAAGAAGCCCACGCUUUCCAUUUCAUGCGAUCGGCAUUGCGAUAUUACAAUGUCAACUUAGGUGGACCUGUCACAUCGAACGGAGACUGAGAAUUAGUUAAAGCACUUUCGUUUUGGAGCAAGGGAGCUGUCAAGAUUGCAGCUGGUUUCAUCGUUCUCCGAUUUUGACACAAAAGAGGAGGUAUGUCCUGUCCGUGUACCUCGGCUGCAAGGUUGUUCCUGAAUUCAGCUCAUCGAGGAUUGUCCUGCUCUCGGUUGCAGUUUUAUUCUCUGAGUCGUCAUGGUUCCAGGGACGCUCAUCUACCUCCUCCUGUGCGGGUGCGAUCAUUUUCCGAGACAGCCGUCUGCUUUGCCUCCAAAGAUGGCACCACAAAGGACAGCGGAAGCGAUGGUGCAAAGAAAAGCAUCAGUGAGGCGAAGAGGGCCUCGGGUUCUGGAGGAUCUGGCAAGGGCGGCAGUCAGCUCCGAUGCCCCAAAUGUGGAGACCCCUGCACACAUGUGGAAACAUUUGUUUCAUCAACACGUUUUGUCAAAUGUGAAAAAUGCCACCACUUUUUUGUGGUUUUGUCUGAGACGGACUCCAAGAAGGGACUAAACAAAGAGGCGGAGUCUGCUGCGGAGGCUGUAAAACUGGCAUUUGCACAGAAACCUCCCCCUCCUCCUAAAAAGAUAUAUGCUUACCUUGACAAGUAUGUUGUGGGCCAGUCAUAUGCUAAGAAGGUGUUGGCUGUGGCUGUGUACAAUCACUACAAGCGCAUCUACAACAACAUCCCCGCUGGCAGUCGCCAGCAGGUAGAGGUGGAAAAACAACCCUCUCUGACACCUCGGGAGCUAGAGAUGAGAAGACGAGAGGAUGAAUACAGAUUCACAAAGCUACUGCAGAUCGCAGGGAUCAGCCCCCACGGCAACGCUCUGGGAGCCUCCAUGCAGCAGCAGAGCAGCCAGCAGGCACCCCAAGAGAGAAGGGGUGGGGAGGUCCUGGACUCCACACAUGUUGACAUUAAACUGGAGAAGAGCAAUAUCAUACUUCUUGGUCCAACUGGCUCAGGGAAAACAUUGUUGGCACAGACUCUGGCUCGCUGUCUGGAUGUUCCCUUCGCGAUAUGUGACUGCACCACACUGACUCAAGCCGGUUAUGUGGGAGAAGACAUCGAGUCGGUUAUUGCCAAACUGCUGCAAGAUGCCAACUACUCUGUGGAGAAAGCGCAGCAAGGUAUUGUGUUUCUGGAUGAGGUGGACAAGAUCGGCAGCGUGCCUGGAAUCCAUCAACUGAGAGAUGUGGGAGGAGAGGGAGUCCAGCAGGGGCUGCUUAAACUCUUAGAGGGUACAAUUGUCAAUGUUCCUGAGAAAAACUCCAGGAAGCUCAGAGGAGAGACGGUGCAGGUCGACACAACAAAUAUCCUAUUUGUUGCCUCCGGUGCUUUCAAUGGACUUGACAGAAUCAUAAGCAGAAGAAAGAACGAGAAGUAUUUAGGUUUUGGAACCCCAUCCAAUCUGGGGAAAGGGCGCCGUGCGGCAGCUGCAGCGGACCUGGCCAACACUAGCGGUGAGACGGACACGGUGGCGGAGAUCGAGGAGAAGGACCGGCUGCUGAAGCACGUCGAGGCCAGAGACCUGAUUGACUUUGGAAUGAUCCCGGAGUUCGUGGGCCGUCUUCCUGUGGUGGUUCCGCUCCACAGCCUGGAUGAAGAAACACUAGUCCGCAUUUUGACGGAGCCACGCAAUGCUGUGGUGCCACAGUACCAGGCUCUGUUCAGCAUGGAUAAAUGUGAACUCAACGUAACCCAAGAUGCCUUGAAGGCCAUUGCUCGCAUGGCCCUGGAGAGAAAAACUGGAGCUCGUGGGCUCAGAUCAAUCAUGGAAAAGCUUCUCCUGGAGCCAAUGUUUGAGGUUCCACACUCUGACAUCAUGGCUGUCGAGCUGAGCAAAGAUGUCGUUCAAGGGAAGAUGCAGCCCAGAUACAUCAGAGCUCCAGCCAAGGAGCAGGCAGAAGAGGACUAUGAUUCAGGCAUCGAGGAGGAGAACUGGCCUCGACAGGCGGACGCUGCUAACAACUGAAUCAUGUCAUCCAUUUCACAUCAAGACAGUUUGCUACUGCCCUUUGGAUACCAACUCUGGGUUUUGUUCGAGGCCCCACAAACAAAAUCUGGAAAUUUGAUUAAGGAUAAUGAAGGCAGUUGUGACCGAGGGUGUUUGCAUCAUGAACAAGUAGUGUAACAACCCCGGGUCGUGUGUGUGUAUCUGUGUGCGCGCACGUGUGUGUCUAGCAGUGCACUCGCAGGUUGCACCUUUAUACAAUUAUUUCAAUCUCUGGUGAUUGUCAACAUUUUAUCUAUAUAAAGAUAAUACAUUUUUUAUUCGUGAGAGAGCAUUUAUAGCAAGUCGAUUUUGUUUCCUUCUCUUGUGGUGACUGGCCGUCCAAGGACAAGGGAAGCAAAAUGAAUAGAUGGCACGGAAAAUGUGAAAAGCAUGGCAGGGGGUUCCAUGUCAAGUAAUGCCUUAUAUCAGGAGGCCAUCAUAUUCCAUGAGCGCAUCAAUAUUUUGAUGAUAACCUCUUUUCCACCAUUGUCAUAAUGGUGUCCACACUAUUAGUACUAUUGGGCUGUAAAUGUUGUGUUGCACUGCUGGGGCAGCAAUGUGGAAGCUGGUUUUGACGACCUUUAAAAAGAGAUCAACUAGUGAAGAAAAAGUAACACGAACAGCACAACAAACCGAGCAGGUGAAAAAUGAUUGCGAGCUUUGAAGCAGCCAGAUGGUUAUUCGUUCAUGUUUGGUGUCCAGCCUGCUUUUUAAGAAAUAUACUGUUUAUACAUAUGUAUACAUGUUUAUCACAAACUCAGAGGGCUGUUUAACAAACAGGGUUUAAGUCCAUAACAUUUUACGUUUUAUAUUUUUAUUUCUCUUUACGUCAUUAGGGUUCGCCAGUACACAAUCUCUAGGUAAAAGGUGUGAAGGACACCCCAAAAUUUAGUUUCUUUUAUUUGUCUCUUGCAUGUCUUUUAGAGAGGUCAUCUUCUGUUGUAAUUGGGGUGGUCUUUCAUUAAGAUGCUCUCCAACUGAACCACACUGCUUGUACUCCUAAAAUGUGCUAUGCAAUGAUUAAACUAGACUGAUCACCCUGCUUUUAAGCUGCCUUUUCUAAAGCAUCUCUCAGAAGUCUGUUACGGAGCACCAUUAGGAACCCCCUCCCAUACAAUGUAAUUGUUCAAAAUAUUAAAUAAAAUGUGUAUCUGUAUAGAAUUUAA
Messenger RNA from Phyllopteryx taeniolatus (common seadragon), 3468 nucleotides. It is a transcript of the gene clpxb, whose product is annotated as caseinolytic mitochondrial matrix peptidase chaperone subunit Xb. Gene Ontology annotation, cellular component: mitochondrial matrix. The transcript has 15 exons. Lineage: Eukaryota; Metazoa; Chordata; Actinopteri; Syngnathiformes; Syngnathidae. Gene Ontology annotation, biological process: protein catabolic process; proteolysis; protein folding. Gene Ontology annotation, molecular function: protein dimerization activity; ATP hydrolysis activity; ATP-dependent protein folding chaperone. Bases 407 to 2281 code for a protein of 624 amino acids. The record is from RefSeq and is a predicted model, not a curated record.